AACGAGGAAAAAAACCGGCGCUGAUUUUGAACUUUGAAGAAGGAUGUGCAAACUUUGUCAGACAGGUGUGGCUGAGCUGUUGUUGGUGUGGGAAUAAACCAUCUAACAUCUACUUUUACCAUCGGAACUGGUUACAUUACAUGUCAGCCCUAUUACAUGAAAACUAUUGCCCAGUAGCUGCAGUAAGACACGAUGGAGUCGUCUGUUGUGAACCUGUACAACCAGUUCCAGAAUCUGAGAGCCCAGGUGGACGGUCUCAAUGAGGGUAUUGAACCACAGUUCCUUCAGAUGGCAGUGAACUUUGAGGAGUGCCGUAAGAAGUGGCUGCGGGCAGGUGAGGAGCUGGUUUCCUGUAAAGAGGUGCUGGCUAAAGCAGAGACUGAAAGGGGAGCCCUGGAGGUCAAACUGAAACAUGCCCGCAACCAGGUGGAUGUGGAGAUCCGCCGAAGGCAGAAGGCUGAGACUGUUUAUGAGAAGCUGGAACGUCAGCUACAGCUGAUACGGGAGUUGCUGAUAUCCGAGAACAAUGGUAACAGUCUCCACCUGAAUGAGGAGCAGCGCUCCGCCCUUGCCUUCCUCAAUGCCCACUCACAGGCAGCACAGGCCGCCAAGGGCAACCUUGACUCCAGUCGAAGGUUAACCACCAUUGAUGAAUCCGCUUCUUUGAUGUCAGACAUCAGCUAUGACCAAACAGAUGACUCUUUGGACUGGGAUUCCUCUGCGAUGAAGACCGUAAGACUGCGUAAACGCCAGAAACGACGCUCCUCCAGAAAACUCCCUGAGGUUCCUCCACAGGCAAUGAAGAAACCCCGCUCCGCUGGCCGCACAUCAGAAAGGAUGAAUGAGUCCAUAGUGGCCAAAACCACCAUCACCGUGCCAGUGAAUGGUGGUGCUGUUGAGGCUGUCUCCACCAUUGAAACUGUGCCUUACUGGACACGCAGCAGAAAGAAUGUUGCUCCAGCAUUGGGUGAUACAACCACUACUGACCAAUCCGAGACUGCCAGUGAGACUCCAAGCACACCCGUCUCCGAUUUUCCUGCCCGGCUCCAAACCCCCAGAGCUAAUAGAGGAGAGAAGAAGCAUCAGUUUGUUCCCAAAACCGUGAUCAAGUCUGAGUUUUGCAUACCAUGUGGAAGAAGAACAAAGUUUGGCAAGAUGUACCUCCGCUGCCAGGAUUGUAGGAUUGUGACCCACCCAGAGUGUCGUGACUGCUGUCCCCUGCCCUGUAAUCCCACAGCAGUUGGCACUCCCAUUAAGAACACGGAGAUCACCCUGGCUGACUUUGCUCCAGCCACCUCCCCAAAGAUCCCAGCCUUGGUUAUCUACUGCAUUAGGGAGAUUGAACAAAGAGGCCUACAUGAGGUUGGCCUGUACAGAGUCUCUGGCCAAGAGCGCAUGGUGAAAGAGCUGAAGGAGAAGCUGAUUAGAGGAAAGACUCUGCCUCCACUUAAUAAAGUGGAUGACAUUAACGUCAUUACAGGUGUCCUCAAAGACUUCCUCAGAAACCUGCCAGAGCCACUGCUCACCUUCAACCUCAACAAAGCCUUCAUAAAAGCAGCCGAAAUCCAGGAUGAUGGCAACAGUCUCGCAAUGCUGUAUCAGACCAUCAGCGAGCUGCCUCAACCAAACCGAGACACUCUGGCCUGCCUGAUGAUCCAUCUACAGAAGGUCUCUGAGUGUGUGGAUACCAAGAUGGAUGUGAACAACCUGGCCAUGGUGUUUGGCCCUACUCUUGUGGGUCAUGCUGUUCCCAACCCAGACCCUAUGACCAUCCUGCAUGACACUAACAGGCAACCAAGGGUUGUAGAGCGCCUUCUCAGCAUUCCGGGAAAGUACUGGGACCAGUUUGCUUAUCCAGAUAAUACAGGCAUGGACAAUGCUUGCCACACUGAUACUCCAGACCACCAAGUGAGCAUAUUGGGACCACUGACCACUCCAGAGCACCAGGCGAUGGCCAAAACACCCUCCUCCAGCUCGCUGUCCCAGCGCAUGAGGCAGACCCUCUCCAGCACCACCAUAUUUGGGAGCAAAAGCAAAGCAUCAGCUGGCUCUAACCGCCAGGGGACCUUCUUCGCCUCUCCACAACUGAAGUAAUGGCAAAGGACAAAUACAAAAUAGCCGUAUUGUACUAACUGCAAAAAAACUGAAUAUAUUUUCACAUAAUCAUAUGGGAAAACUACUGUGCAAUUUUAACAUGUUUUAUCACUGAGUUUUUUUUUUUAUUCAAGUAUUUUAUACUUUCUUACAAGAGUUUUCCUUUGAAAAGAUUCCUGCAUGAGUGUUUGAGUUUGUCUUUAUAUCUUUUGAUUACUAAUGAUUUAUUAUUGACCAAAACUGUGGCGCCAUAUAUGUGAUUGUAGGAGGUUUGAAGGCUUUGACGAAGCAACCGUUUUAAUCCAAUUCAAGGAUCAGUAUCUUCUGAUUUGUGUUAAACACGUUGGUUUGAUGUUAAAAAAAAUCUAUGCAUUCACUGGUGUAGGUCCAUCUUUGAACCUGUGGUUGUAACCACAGCAACGGGGGUGCUCAAGCACACGUGAAGUACACAGCUGUAUUGGACAAAGAGGGAAUCAAUUGUAUUAUUGGCCAGUGUCUUUUUUUCUUUUCUUUUGGCAUCGGUUGCCUUGUCAUUGUCCUGAAGACAUCAUUUUUGUUUUCAUGAUUUAACAUUUUGUUUUCUAUUUAUGUUGAUUGUGUGUUAGUAUGUAUACCAAUCAUGACAAAUUAUAUACCUUAACAAUACUGCAAUUUAAACACUGAUACUAAAUGGGAAUAAUGUUGCAUAUUGCACUAUGUAACAAUCUUAGUAAAUGUGUAUUCUACCGGGAAAACACGCCACUAGAGGCUGCUGUUGCACCACUUUAGAUAUGCAAGCCUUGGCCAAUGAAGAGGAUCUACUGUAUAUCAUGCACACAACCAGUCAGUAACACUGACACUGAAAACAAUUAACAGAUCAUUGGAAAAACUGUUAUUCCUGUGACCAAGGACACUUAAGUCAAUAUUUUCUGUCUCACAAGACAGACAUCUGAGAAUCGCAUCUGUGUGGUCAUUACAAAAUAAAACGUAGAGCUAGUUUAAAUUAUGAAUAUCGAUUUGCAUGCACACUCACUCACUAUAAAUAUUCGUAUUAACAGUGGCUUUCUUGUACAGUUACAUCACCAGUAAUGCACAAGAAGGAACGCUUCCUCUGAAGAAAUUUCCUCUCUGCUGCUCUCACUGUCACCCUUUAGAUGCUCCAGAUUUUAGAGUGAUGUUGACGUUAUUUACUAAGUAUUAAUUAUUGAGGAGAAAUGUUUGACAAAAAGUCAUUUGAACCAUGAUUUGCCUGCAAAUUAAGAAAUGUGCAUCGUUUUGAGGUUGUAAGACUCCAGUUGUACUACAUUAUGUUUCUUCUACAUGUAUUGCAUUAUAUGGUUUUAUUUCUUUAAUGAAAUAUUAUCUAACUGAUGUUACUUUCACCAAAGAUUUUGUGGACUGAAUGUAAAACUUUGUUUCUUUGUAUUGGCUCAAAAAGGAUUUCACAAAAGUCCAUCAUUGAGUUUAAAAUAAAACCUCAAGAGUG
Messenger RNA from Etheostoma spectabile (orangethroat darter), 3559 nucleotides. RefSeq names its product rac GTPase-activating protein 1. Gene Ontology annotation, cellular component: midbody; nucleus; spindle midzone. The transcript is spliced from 17 exons. The record is from RefSeq and is a predicted model, not a curated record. Lineage: Eukaryota; Metazoa; Chordata; Actinopteri; Perciformes; Percidae. Gene Ontology annotation, biological process: mitotic spindle midzone assembly; Rho protein signal transduction; mitotic cytokinesis. Gene Ontology annotation, molecular function: GTPase activator activity. The coding region runs from base 193 to 2094 and encodes 633 amino acids.